Messenger RNA from Lobosporangium transversale, 1480 nucleotides. RefSeq lists its product as hypothetical. The transcript has 3 exons. Bases 104 to 1309 code for a protein of 401 amino acids. Lineage: Eukaryota; Fungi; Mortierellomycota; Mortierellomycetes; Mortierellales; Mortierellaceae. The record is from RefSeq and is a predicted model, not a curated record. Gene Ontology annotation, cellular component: cytosol; membrane; intracellular membrane-bounded organelle. Gene Ontology annotation, molecular function: oxysterol binding. Gene Ontology annotation, biological process: piecemeal microautophagy of the nucleus; exocytosis; endocytosis.
UCCGUCGUCCCCAUUCUUUUUUUCUUUAUUCCAUUUCAUCGUUUUCAAUCAACAACCUCGCCUCAUCUCAUCUCCCUAUCAAUCUCUCAAGCACUCUUUAACUAUGAGCUCCAGCAAAGACACCAAUCCCGAGGACACACCUGUUGAAGUGCCUGCUGAACAAAAAGACUCUCUCCGCUCUUUUAUCGCCACUCUCGCUCAGUUCUCUGGGGAUCUUUCAAGUCUCACAUGCCCUAGCUUUCUCUUGAGCUCCGUCAGUUUACUCGAAUACAGUCAAUAUUGGGGCGAUCAUCCCAAACUAUUUGCAUCCAUCUCCAAGGGAAGUACUCCUCAGGAGCGUCUUUUGAACGCUACUCGUUGGUUCAUCUCCACCCUCUAUGGCUCCUAUACUUCCCGAUCUACUACCGCCGGUAUGGAGAAGAAGCCAUACAACCCUAUCCUUGGCGAACAAUACUUUGCAAAGUGGACUGGCGAUGAGGAAACUGGCGAUACGAUCUUGAAGGCUGAGCAAGUCAGCCAUCAUCCACCUAUUAUGGGUUUCCACCUUGAGAAUAAGAAAGCAGGCGUCAAAUUGGAGGGACACUGCGGUCAAAAGUCACGCUAUGCUAUACCUGCAGGCAUUGAUGUCUCACAGACUGGUCAUGCCAUUCUGACCCUGCCUCACUUCAACGAGCAUUACCUCAUCACGCUACCUUCACUCAAUAUUCGUGGUAUGAUGACUGGACGCCCUUAUGUGGAGCUCUCUGGAACAACCUAUAUUAUCAGCAGCACUGGAUUAUUAACAACAAUUGAAUAUAGUACCAGAGGAUACUUCUCAGGAGAACGCCAUAGUUUCAAGGCAACCCUCAAGCCCAUCAAUGGUGGCAGCCCCUUUUACACAGCCCAGGGUCUUUGGAGUGGAGCUUCCAACUGCACCGAUGUCAAGAAAAACGAGACCUUUUUGUUCUUUGACUCGGAUGCGGACAAAAGUGUUCCUCCAGAGAUCAAGCCUUUGGCAGAGUUGGGCCCAUUGGAGUCGCACAGACUUUGGGCCGAUGUUACGAAUGCGAUCAACAACAAAGACUAUGCAACAGCCUCCAAGGAAAAGUCGCAGAUUGAGGAGGCCCAGCGUGCGCUUGCACGAGCCCGCAAGGAAAAGGGUGAGACGCAAGCAGAUGCUCUGCAGGUGUUUGAGCUGGUGAAUGAAGAUAAUGACGAAACUGGUAGAACGUUCGUAUCACUCAAGAAGCAGUUAGUAGAGGCAGUUGGUGAAAAGGCCAUCAAAGAAGACGAUACCAAACCCCAUUGGAGGCUGCGCCAGCCAUUAUAAAUAAGGCGGCACCGCUUUUCGAUGCUAUAAUAGUUUGGUCCACACUUUUUUAGAUCAAGAGUAUGACAAGAUCGUUUAAUUAAACAAGCAAUUGUGACGUGAUAUUAUAAAUGGCUCAUUGUCAAGAGCACAGUAAUUUAGUAACACGGGCUGUUGCUCUUCUCUCCCGCU